This is a messenger RNA of Sodiomyces alkalinus F11, 378 nucleotides long. RefSeq lists its product as hypothetical. The transcript is spliced from 2 exons. The coding region runs from base 1 to 378 and encodes 125 amino acids. NCBI's taxonomy places the organism in Eukaryota, Fungi, Ascomycota, Sordariomycetes, Glomerellales, Plectosphaerellaceae. The record is from RefSeq and is a predicted model, not a curated record.
AUGCGCUCAACGUUUUCCUCACUUACUCUCGUCCUCCUGACGUCAGUCGCCGCAGCCCAGGCGCAAUUCGGCUUCUUCGAGCAAAUGUUCAGCGGCGGCGGCGGCGGCCAACAACACCAGCAGCAGCAGCAGCAGCAAAAUGUCCCUAGCGACUCGGUACACUACCGCCGACAAUACGACGGUUUACACUGCGACAAGUACCUCUGCCCGGACACGCUGGCCUGCGUUCACUUCCCACACCACUGCCCCUGCGCCUGGCCCAAUCACGAAGACAAGUUUGAACUCGCCGAAGGCCAGCGCAUCUGCGUUUCCAGAGGCGGGUUUGCCGAAGGCGAGGCUGCCCGGAAAGUCCAGUUGGCGCGUCAGGGCAAGCUGUGA